This is a messenger RNA of Rhododendron vialii, 1168 nucleotides long. Its product is annotated as protein COFACTOR ASSEMBLY OF COMPLEX C SUBUNIT B CCB3, chloroplastic. The record is from RefSeq and is a predicted model, not a curated record. NCBI's taxonomy places the organism in Eukaryota, Viridiplantae, Streptophyta, Magnoliopsida, Ericales, Ericaceae. The transcript is spliced from 2 exons. Bases 181 to 825 code for a protein of 214 amino acids. Gene Ontology annotation, cellular component: chloroplast thylakoid membrane.
AUAGCUUUUGUCAAAGCAAGAAAUACCUUGUCGGUGCUGUGACGGUGUCAACUCACAAUACCUUUGUUCUGGCUUAAGCAAGAUAAGGCUUCGUCUUGUUCGAUCGUUCAAUGAACCAAAAAAUACUUCUAGUGCAACUGCGUAGCUCAGAGUUUGGUCUCUGAAGAGAGAGAGAGAGAGAUGGCGAAGUGUGGGCUAUUAAUCUCAACAAGGAACAUCAACCCAAUUCCUUGUCCGAGUAUUACCGACUGCAGCAAUGGUAAAUUGCUGUGGAAUACACGCGGAAACCUUUCUCCGAAUCGACUCCAAUUCUCCGUGGACAAAGUCAGGUGUCCCACAAGAAGAAGCCCAAGUCGGGGCGCGUGGAGCACAAAAUGCAGUAGCAUAUGUAGUUUCAUCGGAGUAACCAUUCCUCCCAGAAUUGAGCUCUCAGCAGCAAAUGGAGUAACUCAAAUUUUCAAUAUCAACAUGCACGAAACCUCACACAUUGCAUCAGAGUUUAUCCACAAAUUGGUGAUUGCGGAUUUGGAUCCUGCCACGGCAAAGCUUGCUAUUAGUCUUCUAGGUCCUUUCCUCUCAGCAUUCGGUUUUCUGUUCAUUUUGAGAAUAGUCAUGUCCUGGUACCCUAAGCUUCCAGUUGAGAAAUUUCCAUAUGUAUUAGCUUAUGCUCCGACGGAACCCCUUCUUAGUCCGACCCGGAAGGUGAUUCCACCCCUUGCCGGAGUGGAUGUAACUCCUGUGGUCUGGUUCGGGUUGAUCAGUUUCCUCAGUGAAAUAUUAGUCGGCCCUCAAGGCUUGCUUGUUCUUCUAUCCCAAAAAGUUUAGCUCCUAUGCUUUUGAGGAUGGAUACAGCUGGGAGCUUACUUUUUGUGCAGAGAAUUCUUUCUGUUUUCGGUAUUUGUUAGGUUUUUGACAUUGUAAUUGAAAUGAGAAAAAUUGAUUCAUGGUGCGGCCAGGAGAUGUUAUCAACUCUUAGUACAUGUAAGUAGUGCUUGGAUGACUCUUUAUUCUAUCUAUGAAAGUUCUUUUUUUAUGUCCAAAAAAAAAAGUAAUGCUUGGAUGAGAAAUACUCCUAAAUGUCAUCAGCUCCCAACUGUUCAGGAAACACACUUCUUCAUUGAUGGAGUACUCUUUGUUCAUUGAAAAAAGGAAAAAAAAGAAAAGAAAA